CGCCGCGCGGCAGGAGGUUUCUCCAGCGUGGGCGAGGUUGUCCUCCCCCCACCCCAUUUUCCCCCCUUCCUCCUUUCUCAUUCCCCCAAACUUGGAAGAAAGUCCUUCAGGAUGGAGGCGACGCGGCCGCAGCGCGGGUCCUUUGUCCGAACCCGGCACCUGAAGCGCGUCGCCCGGGUGCGUCAUUGAACUUACCCGGUCCUUUUUUUAUUUUUUUUUUAUUUUUUUUCUUCUCUUUUUUUGGGCUCAUCCCCGAAACCUUGCCGGUGCGUCCACGAUGCUCGGGGCGCCCCGCUGACAAUGGGCGUGUUGGCGGAGUACAACUCCAGCGGCAACUUGACCCCGGCGGUGUCCGAGGCGGGCACGGUGCUCCCGGGCUACCUGGCGCUGCUGGUGUCGGUGCUGAUGGUGACGCUGGUGGUCACGGUGGUGGCGGGGAACGCGCUGGUCAUCAUGGCUUUCAUUGUGGAUAAAUCCCUCAGAACUCAGAGCAACUACUUCUUUCUCAACCUGGCCAUAUCUGAUUUUCUAGUGGGUGCCUUCUGCAUCCCGGUCUACAUUCCCUACAACCUGACCGGCAGGUGGAUGCUGGGUAAGGGUCUCUGCAAGGUGUGGCUGGUCAUGGACUACCUGCUCUGCAGCGCUUCUGUCUUCAACAUCGUCCUCAUCAGUUACGACCGCUUCCUGUCCGUCACCAGAGCUGUGAAGUACAGAGCCCAGCGCAACAUGACCCGCCAAGCCGUGUUGAAGAUGGUGGCCGUGUGGGCACUGGCCUUCCUCCUCUACGGCCCCGCCAUCAUCUUCUGGGAGGCGCUGGUGGGCCGGAGCGUGGUGCCGGCUCACGAGUGCUACGCCGAGUUCUACUUCACCUGGUACUUCCUCCUCUGCGCCUCCACCUUCGAGUUCUUCACCCCCUUCGUGUCGGUGGCCUUCUUCAACCUGAGCAUCUACUUGAGCAUCCACCGGCGCAACAAGAGCCUGGCGGCGUGCGCCGAGGUGGCGCCGCCCCCGCCAAAGAGCCGCAAGAGUCAGCGGGACGGCGUGGCCUGGUCGGUGUUCUUCGUCAAGACGCGGAAGGUGUCGUGCAGCGAGCCCACCGCCAUCUCCGCCGUCAUCGAGGACGACGACGUGCUCUCGCCGUCCUCCGGCGCGAACAACCCCGCCGCCGGCCAGGUGCUGGCUCAGCGGGGGAAGCUUUCCCCGGGGAGAAGGAACUCCAGGCUCUUCCAGCCGUCGCCGUCUUUGGGGGUGCCCGGGCGCCGGGCGCAGGGGUCCCGCCUCUCCCGCGACAUCAAGAUCGCCAAGUCCUUAGCCGUCAUCGUGUGCACUUUUGGGAUUUGCUGGGCGCCGUACACCCUCCUGAUGAUCAUCCGCGCCGCCUGCAGCGGCACCUGCGUGGCCGACUACUGGUACGACAUCACCUUCUGGCUGCUCUGGCUCAACUCCGCCAUCAACCCGUUCUUGUACCCGCUGUGCCACAGCAGCUUCCGAAGGGCUUUCUCCAAGAUCCUGUGUCCCAAGAGACCGUCCAUCCAGCCUCAGAUGGAGGCGCAGUCUUGCUAGGAACAACCGCGAAAAACUCGACCAAUGCAAAAAAACUGUGUUCGGAAAAAACAAAAACAAAAAAAAACUUCUCGUUCUUCCAUGGCGAAAAUAGGAAAAGUGAGUCUGUGAGGUCGCUGGAAAAGCACACAUGGCAAUAUCAUGUCAUCCGAGGAGGAUGAGUGCGUACCUCCGCCAAGGCUCCGCGAAACAAAACAAUCACGUCUUUGCACUACUUCAAUUUUUACAGUGGAACCCCAACUCACUCGAAUUGCCGCGGAAAGAAAGACGAAAAAAUGAUCUUUCAAUAGCUCGUUCACCUGCUCCGGGUGUUGUUGAUAGAGUGUCCCGACCUGAGAUCGAUAGGCCGUGAGUUCAAACCAAAGACUAUGAAAAACGGGAGCCAUUACCUCCCUGUUUGGCACUCAGCAUCAAGGCUUGGAUUUGGGGGUUAAAUCACCCAAAAAUUAUUCCCGGGCGCGGCCACCGCUGCUGCUCACUGCUUCCCUCACCUCCCAGGGGGAGGAACAAGUGGAUGGCUCAAAUGCAGAGGGUGAUUUCACCACACCUAGUGUGUACAUGGUACUUUAACUGUUCCUCUCAUAAAACCGUUUCUGACUGUACAGCAGGUGUGUGCAAAAUUUCAAGUGGAAUGUCCAUCCAUUUUUUUACCGCUUGUCCCUUUCGGGGUCAAUUUAAGUUGACGUCAAACUGCAAUUCAAAGUCGAAUUAAAGGAACUACAAUUUUGGAAAGUUUAAUCGAUAAAUAUUUUAAAAUCAACCGGCGGGGCGGGCCUUGUGGCCGAAGAAGAAACAUGUAUGCUAUUGCUAGUGAUGUAAACCGUGUAAAACAGGGAAAAUAAAUAUUUCAACUACAGUACAAAUGGAAGGCAGUAUUGGUACUGGAUGCAUGCUAACUGUUAGCAUACUUACUUUUUUUGUGUGCUCAUUUUCAACUGGGUGCUUGAUACUUGCUGUUAGCAUGCUAACCUUUUUAGCUAUUUUUCCAUAGAAUCCUAUAACUUGCUAGGAUUCCAUUAUUCUUGGAAGUUGAAAGUCAUAAGUUGGAAAAGUUGAAAUUUCCAAUAAGUUAACUCGGAAAGUCUGACUCACCAGUACAAAAGUACAAAUGGAAAGUAUUGGCACUGAAUACAUGCUAACUGUUAGCAUGCUAACUUAUUUGGUGCUAAUUUUGCUGUCAAACAUCUCAGUCAUACUAUUUAGUACUUGAUACAUGCUGAUAGCAUGCAAAAUCUUGUAGCAAAUUUGGCAGUCGUACACCUUCAAAUCCUAUACCUUGCUAAGAUUCCAUUAACCUCGUCUUUUAGCAAAUUUUGCAGUCGUACACCUUCAAAUCCUAUACCUUGCAAUGAUUCCAUUAACUUCGAAAGUUGGAAGUCGGAGCUGGGGAUUGAUGUCGCAGCCACAUUUUGAGGUAGUAAAAAUAGAUAUCCACAUCCACACCUUAUUUGAAUAUAAACAACUUAUGGAAAAAUAUGCAACCUUCAAACACGGAGGAUGAAGAGAUAACACAGAUGCUAUUGCUAGGAUUGUAAAACGCAUAAAACAAGGAAAAUAAAUAUUUCAACUACAGUACAAUUGGAAGGCAGUAUUGGUACUGGAUAAAUGCUAACUGUUAGCAUACAAUUUUUUUUUUUGUGUGCUAAUUUUCAACUCAGUGCUUGAUACAUGCUGUUAGCAUGCUAACCUUUUUAGCUAAUUUUCUGUAGAAUCCUAUAACUUGCUAGGAUUCCAUUAUUCUUGGAAGUCGAAAAUGGGAAAUUUGAAAUUUCCGAUGAGUAACUCGAAAAGUCUGACUUCCCAGUACAAAAGUGAUGUAAAAUGCUAGUGAUGUAAAACGUAUAAAAUAUGGAAAAAAAAUAUUUCAACUACAGUACAAUUGGAAUGUAUUGGCACUGGAUACAUGCUAACUGUUAGCAUUCUAACUUUUUUGGUGCUAAUUUUGUCGCUGCACAUCUCAGUCAUACUACUUGGUACUUGAUACAUGCUGUUAGCAUGCUAACUUUUUUUGGGUGCAAAUUUUGCAGUCGUACACCUUAAAAUCCUAUAGCUUGCGAUGAUUCCAUUAACUUCGAAAAUUGGAAGUCGGAGCUGGGAUUGAUGUCGCAGCCAAGUUUUGAGGUAGUAAAAAUAGAUGUCCACAUCCACACCUUAUUUGAAUAUUAACAAAUUAUGGAAAAAUAUGCAACCUUCAAACACGGAGGAUGAAGAAAUAACACAGAUGCUAGUGCUAGGAUUGUAAAACGCAUAAAAGAUGGAAAAUAAAUAUUUCAACUACAGUACAAUUGGAAGGCUGUAUUUGUACUGGAUAAAUGCUAACUGUUAGCAUACUAACUUUUUUGUGUGCACGCUAAUUUUCAACUCGGUGCUUGAUACAUGCUGUUAGCUGUUUACAAAAUUAGCUAAAAAGAAUAACAUGCUGCGGUACACCCUAGAAUCCUAUAACUUGCUAUGAUUCCAUUAUUCUUGGAAGUCGGAAAUGGGAAAGUUGAAAUUUCCGAUGAGUAACUCUAAAAGUCUGACUUCCCAGUUUAAAAGUGAUUUAAAAUGCUAAUGAUGUAAAACAUGGAAAAAAUAUAUAUCAACUACAGUACAAAUGUAAUGUAUUGGCACUGGAUACAAGCUAACUGUUAGCAUGCUAACUUUUUUGGUGCUAAUUUUGCCGGCGCACAUCUCAGUCAUACUACUUGGUACUUGAUACAUGCUGUUAGCACGCUAACUUUUUUUUUUAGAAAAUUUUGCAGUAGUACACCUUAAAAUCUUAUAACUUGUGAUGAGUUAUGAGAGUUACAAUUACAAAGUCAGAAAUCAAGAUGGCCACAACCCCAAAAGCUAUUCUCGUGCUUGCUUUUUCUAAAUAUAAACAACUUGUGGAAAAAUAUGCAACCUUCAAACACAGAAGAUGAAGAGGAAACACAGAUGCUAUUGCCAGGGAUGUAAAACGCAUAAAACAUGAAAAAAAAAAUUGUUUUACGGCACAGUUAUAUCACCAUAUAUAUGAUUAAUUUUCUGUGACAAAAAAAAUUGUCAGAAAUGCUAAUAACGAAUAUUACAAAAAGCUUCUAUUGUUGUUUACAAUCAGAGCAGCCAUCUUUGAAGCCAAAUCUGGGGGAUCUCCGCACUUCCCGACCUCAGGGUGUGUUACGGUUAAGAAUUUUAAACCCUGAUCUCGGAAAUUCUGACUUCCCAACACGAAUGGAACGCAAACAUUUUUUUAUCCGUUUUGAUGCUUUCAGGCUACCUGUUAGCAUGUUAAAAUUGAUGUUAACGUCAAAAUUGUUCCAGGCUUUUUUUUGUUGUGUUUUGUUUAAAUUUGACUUUUUCUGUCACCAUAAUUCUCACACUUCUUCCUACUAAAUAUUCAUAACAUUUUACGUCGCACAUUUUGUGAAUUGAAUGAGUAUAAACAUUGUUUCACAUAAAAAUACAAAAAAGGGCAAAAACAUGUGUAAUGUGGGCGGUGGGGCUCCAGACAAAAUUAUGCUUCAGGCCCUAAUUCAGCAAUACAAUUAAUUUUUAUUUAUUUUAAAUUUUUUUGCAUUACAAAUUCUAACUUGUCUAAUGAAUUGAAAAUUCAAAUUUGGAACUUUGCACGAACCUGUCUUAUAGGCAACAUUUUACCCGUUAGACAAGUGGAAAACAAAAA
Nerophis ophidion (straightnose pipefish) is the source of this 5209-nucleotide messenger RNA. Its product is annotated as histamine H3 receptor. The record is from RefSeq and is a predicted model, not a curated record. NCBI's taxonomy places the organism in Eukaryota, Metazoa, Chordata, Actinopteri, Syngnathiformes, Syngnathidae. Bases 301 to 1563 code for a protein of 420 amino acids. Gene Ontology annotation, biological process: adenylate cyclase-activating adrenergic receptor signaling pathway. The transcript is spliced from 3 exons. Gene Ontology annotation, cellular component: membrane. Gene Ontology annotation, molecular function: histamine receptor activity.